GUAACAUUCAAUUCAUUCAUAUGUUGUUCUUCAUCAAUACUAUAGCGCAUUCUCGUGAUCUAUUUCGGAAGUAAUAAGUUCCAAGAUGUUCGCUUACGUUAUACUUUCAUCCUUCAUCGUCGCCAUCGCGGCUGCCAGUUGUGUGCCAAAUCCAUGCCAGAACGGCGGCACAUGCUUUUCUUUCCCGAACCACAGUGAGGAUUUUGGCUGCACAUGUACUACCGGAUGGGACGGACAAUUUUGCACGACCCCUUUCAGAUACGUCGGAUGUUUAAAAGACACGUCGGCCCGUAUCAUGCAUGUCAGACUACCCUAUUCGAAUUCAAACUCGCCGCUAGAGUGCGCCGCUCGGUGCCAUGCCUACGCUUAUAGCGGCACGCAGGUCGGCAACGAGUGCUUUUGUGGAAAUUGUCUGAAUGCCGAGAAAAGGCCGGAAUACGAAUGUAACAGGGCGUGUCUAGGGGACAGCAGCAAGAAAUGCGGCGCAGACUGGAGGAUGAGCGUCUACAGCAACAGGGCUGUGGAAGUGUCGACUCAUGAAAAAAGAAAAUCGUGGUUAGAAAACAUCACUGUGUGAGCUGAUACGAACUGCCCGAGUGACACUCUUCGCUUAUUGAACUCUGAUUUAUUUUGUUAUUUCUAUAGAACAUUAUUAACUAUCCCUUGACUAAGUACCUGAUUACAGAGAAAGGUGUCUGCAUUCUACUUUGCCUAGCAGUUUCAGCAUGGAUGAAAAUGAUAAUAAAGACACCUUCUUCUAUGUAUAUGUAUUCUCACAAUACAAGCUUUUUUCUGCAAA
Molecule: messenger RNA, 799 nt
Organism: Dreissena polymorpha
Lineage: Eukaryota; Metazoa; Mollusca; Bivalvia; Myida; Dreissenidae
Exons: 5
Coding region: 86-577 (163 amino acids)
Source: RefSeq, a predicted model, not a curated record